Molecule: messenger RNA, 912 nt
Organism: Pyricularia pennisetigena
Lineage: Eukaryota; Fungi; Ascomycota; Sordariomycetes; Magnaporthales; Pyriculariaceae
Exons: 2
Coding region: 1-912 (303 amino acids)
Biological process (GO): cellular response to oxidative stress; cell redox homeostasis
Cellular component (GO): cytoplasm
Molecular function (GO): thioredoxin peroxidase activity
Source: RefSeq, a predicted model, not a curated record
AUGGCCCCUGAGCUUCGCAAGCGCAAAGCUCUCGCGCAACCCGCGCCGCCUCCACCAGCGAAGAAGAAGACUUCGCCCAAGCCCAAGGCCGCAGAGCCCACCAAGGGGAAAAAGGUUACCACCCCGCCCAAGGAGACCCAGCCCGAAAAGUCGAAAUCCCCUGUGAACGGCAAGGAUUCAGUCAAGCCGGCAGCAUCCACCCCUGCAAAGGUGGGCGAUGUUGUCGACCUCGACGGCUUCGGGGGUGAGGUUGAGACACAUGACGGCAAGAAGGUCACUCUGAAGCAGCUGGUCGAUGAGAGCAAGGCCGGCGUUGUCCUCUUCACGUAUCCCAAGGCGUUGACACCAGGAUGCACCAAGCAAGCAUGCCUUUUCCGCGACUCGUACGAGCCGCUAACUGCUGGCGGACUGGCCAUCUAUGGUCUCUCGGCUGACACUCCCAAGGAGAACGCCAAAUUCAAGGAGAAGAAAGACCUACCAUACGCGCUUCUGUGCGACCCCAAGGCGACGCUGCUCGCGGCUAUCUCCCUCAAAAAGGGCCCAGGAAAAGCGGCUCGCGGAGUCUUUGUCAUUGACAAGACCGGCAAGGUCCUUGCAGGUGAACUGGGCAGCCCGGAUAAGACGCUCGAUAUAGUUAAGGGGCUGCUCGCUGAGACCAAUGGCGCUGCGAAAGACGCAGUAGACAAAGUUGAAAAGGCCAAGGAGGUGGUAGAGGGAAAGAAAGACGGCGCAGGCAAGGGCGAGAGCGAGAAGAAGGAGGAGAAGAAGGCCGAGAAAGAGGAGAUGGAGGCUGGCAAUGAAAAGAAGGAGGCCGACGAGGAGAAGAAAGCCGAGAAGGAGGAGAAGGAGGAGAAGGAGGCCAAGGAGAAGAUUGAGAAGGAGGCUGAAAAGGAGGCCGAGAAAAAGGAUUGA